GUCAAACCGAAUCGUGCCAUCUUCAAAUAGGUUGAGCAAACGAUUUAUUUUUCUAUUCACCAUUUCAUUGUCCUUCACAUAUUUAUGCUACAGCAUACUGUUUUGUUGUGGUACAAUCAUGCCAACCCAGAGUUAUGAGGAGAAAAAGUGCCUCCAUCACAAGAACGUAGGAAGCAUAAAACUUCUGCAAAAAGAUUGCACCGCGGACAGGAGGACUGCUCUGGAUGAGACUUUAAACGUGGCACUCACUCACCAAGGAUCAAGUAAUGCUCGCAACCAAAGUAGAAAUUCUGCCUUGCCCAUCACUCACAAACGGAGUGUUGCCCCAUCCGAAUAUAAUAUUACUGUUGCACAGAAAUAUGGAAACAAAAAGUUACCCAACGCACUAAUCGUCGGGGUGAAGAAGGGCGGCACCAGGGCGGUGCUGGAGUUCAUUCGAAUUCAUCCAGAUGUGCGCGCGCUUGGAACAGAGCCCCACUUUUUCGAUAGAAACUACGACAGAGGAUUGGACUGGUACAGAGGACUAAUGCCACGGACUCUAGACAGCCAAAUCACCUUGGAGAAAACCCCCAGCUACUUUGUGACAAGAGAGGCUCCCAGACGCAUCGCCAGCAUGUCCCCCAACACCAAGCUGAUCGUGGUGGUGCGUAACCCAGUCACCAGGGCCAUCUCAGACUACACACAGACUCUGUCCAAGAAGCCGGACAUCCCCACCUUCGAGGAGCUGGCCUUCCAGAACCGUAGCCAGGGUCUGGUAGACACCUCAUGGAACGCUAUCCGCAUAGGGAUGUACAUCCUCCACCUAGAGAACUGGCUGCAGUACUUUCGCCUCUCCCAGAUCCACUUUGUGAGCGGCGAGCGGCUGAUCACGGACCCGGCAGGGGAGCUGGGCCGCGUCCAGGACUUCUUGGGUCUCAAACGCAUCAUCACAGACAAGCACUUCUACUUUAACCGAACCAAAGGCUUCCCUUGCCUGAAGAAGCCAGAGAGCAGCAGCCAGCCCCGCUGCCUGGGCAAGUCCAAGGGCAGAACUCACGUGCAGAUCGACCGGGAGGUCAUUGAGCAGCUCCGGGACUUUUAUAGGCCUUUCAAUAUCAAAUUCUAUGAGAUGGUGGGGCAAGACUUUAGGUGGGAUUGAGAAUCUGAUUAUAAAAAUAACCAGGUGAUAUGUGCUUACUGAAAUGGAUACCUCAGUGGAGUCAUUCGAAUGAGGAGACCUUAAAGUAAAUCCAAUUUCUCUUCAUGUUUGAAAAUACAGUGCAAGUUUAACAAGGUGUGUGUAAUCUGCCACUAACGUUAAGACCUUUGGUAUAAUUUCCUAGUUGCUACUUUAACAUCAUGCCGGUUUUGUUAACCAAAUAAAAGAGAAAGAUAUGCUGCCAUGCCAUUUCAUCUCACAAUUAGUAUUCGUCAUCAACUAAAUUGUGCUUCUUCACAAAGGCCUGUUACUUUUACAACACUGUGCCAUGUCAAUCGUUACAACUCA
This is a messenger RNA of Oncorhynchus gorbuscha (pink salmon), 1486 nucleotides long. RefSeq names its product heparan sulfate glucosamine 3-O-sulfotransferase 2-like. The coding region runs from base 119 to 1138 and encodes 339 amino acids. Lineage: Eukaryota; Metazoa; Chordata; Actinopteri; Salmoniformes; Salmonidae. Gene Ontology annotation, molecular function: [heparan sulfate]-glucosamine 3-sulfotransferase activity. The record is from RefSeq and is a predicted model, not a curated record. The transcript is spliced from 2 exons.